CGCACACGACACAGCUCACUCAGCUCUCUGGGCCACUACAAGAUAUAUCACCUUUAAACUUUGAUAAUUCAUUUGCUCACCUGUCUAGCUCCAUAUUAAUUUUGUCCCCUUUGAAUUGAUAUAUGGAGAAUACUAAAACACCAUUCCCUGAAUCAUUAGCACUACACAUUCACGAUACAACAACGGUCGAAUUUCCAAUGAACACUACGGGUUCUGGUGAGGGAGACAGAGGCCAUGCUGAAUACCAGACUUCAUCUGAUCAUUUUGAAAACAAUAAUAAUAAUGACAAGAUACAAAGGGAUUCUAGCUAUAACUUUGCACAGGAUGUGUAUAACUACGAAUCCGGUGCCUUCCAGGCCCAUUCUCCAAUUACAGAGAGCCCGGGCCAGUUAAGCCCAAAGGACGUCAGGGUUUCGUUUAAUGAUGAAGUUAUUAAGCCUCAAAAAGUUCGACGAAGAUCCCAUCUUAGUGGUCAUAGUGGUGACUUUACCGGUCGUAGUGAAGAAGUGGUUACUUGUUCAUCAAAUGCUGCAUUUAAGCGAGACUCGAGUUUGAUGAGAAUGAAAACAAAGUCAAGGCUAAUGGAUCAACCCGAGAUUGACCCAAGGCCGCAGAGAACACCUAAUAGGUCGGGGAACUUAGGAAAAUUAGGCCGUGGUGAAGUUGAAGAAGAUGACGAAUUCUCGUUAGAUGAUGAUUUGCCAGACGAGUACAAUAAGUUAAGGUAUAACAGGUGGACGUUAUUUCAGUUAGCCAGUUUAAUAUUAAUCAUUGGUGCUUUAGUUUGUACACUUGCAAUCCCAAAUUUUAGAAAGAAAAACUUAUAUGAUUUGAAAUGGUGGAAAUGGGAGGUUAUGAUAUUAGUUGUUAUAUGUGGGAGAUUAGUUUCUGGAUGGGUGAUUAGGAUUUUAGUGUUCUUCAUAGAGAGAAACUUUGUACUAAGAAAACGCGUUCUUUAUUUUGUUUACGGGUUAAGAAAAGCAGUGCAGAAUUGCAUUUGGCUGACUCUGGUUUUGAUCGCUUGGGAAUGCAUUCUUAUUAAAAAGAUUGAGAGGUUGACAAUCGGGAAGACGGUUUUACCAUAUGUAACUAAGAUUUGGAUUUGUCUUUUGGUAGGAACCGUUUUUUGGUUAUUGAAAACUGUGUUGAUAAAUGUUCUUGCUUUGUCUUUCCAUGUAAGCAAGUUUUUUGAUCGGAUUCAAGAUUCUUUAUUUAAUCAAUACGUGAUCGAAACACUCUCUGGGCCACCGGUGAUUGAGAUUAAGCAAAACCAACAAGAAGAAGAUCAAUUGAUGGAAGAGGUUGAGAGGCUUCGAAGUGUGGGGGCAAAUUUACCAACACAACACAAGGAAAAUAUCUUCCAAGGGUUUAGAGGUAUAGGAACCCCGAGGUCAGGUACUCGUGUGGCUAGUAAGAUAGAAAGUCUAAGGAAUAAUGAAAAUGGAAUAACGAUUGAUCACUUGCAUAAGAUGAACCAGAAAAAUAUAUCUGCUUGGAAUAUGAACAGGAUGAUGAAUAUUAUAAACACAAGUAUGCUAACUACUUCACAUGAACAACCGCAAGAUCUAAAUAGCGGUGAUGAUGAUACUUCUAUGCACAUAACAAGUGUAAACCAGGCUAAACUUGCAGCCAAGAAGAUAUUUUGCAAUGUGGCAGAGCCGGGCUUUAAGAACAUUUAUCUUGAAGAUUUGAUGCGAUUUUUGCGAUAUGAUGAAGCUUUGAAAACAAUUCACCUCUUUGAUGAAGCAAGUGUGACCAAAGGAAUUAGCAAACGAGCUCUGAAAAAUUGGUUGGUUUGCGUGUUCAGAGAGCGUAGAGCGCUUGCGUUAUCACUCAGCGAUACAAAAACAGCUGUGGAGAAGCUUCAUCAGAUGUUAAACGUCGUCGUGGGAAUCAUAAUAGUUGUUAUUUGGCUUCUUAUACUUAAACUUGCGACAACACAGUUCUUUAUAUUCUUAAGCUCACAGCUAGUUUUGAUAGCGUUUGUGUUUGGAAACACGUGCAAGACUUUGUUCGAGGCUGUAAUAUUCUUAUUUAUAAUGCAUCCAUUUGAUGUUGGUGAUCGUUGCGAAAUUGAUGGUGUUCAGAUGGUAGUUGAAGAGAUGAAUAUAUUAACAACUGUCUUCUUGAGAUAUGAUAAUCAGAAAAUAGCGUAUCCAAACAGUGUCCUGUGUACUAUGCCAAUUGCUAAUUUCCAUCGUAGUCCUGACAUGGGUGAUGGUAUUGAUUUUUGCAUCCAUGUAUCAACUCCUGCCGAAAAGGUUGCCAAAAUGAAGGAACUGCUAAAAAACUAUAUAGAGAAGAAGUGUGAGCAUUGGCAACCCGAUCCAAUGAUUGUGACAAGGGAUGUGGAGGACAUGAACCGGAUCAAAAUGUCAAUAUGGCUUUCACACAGAAUGAAUUUUCAAGACAUGGGUGAAAGAUGGGUACGGCGUGCUCUUUUAGUCGAGGAGAUGAUCAAGAUUUUCAAAGAUCUUGACAUUGAAUACCGUAUGCUCCCUCUGGAUGUCAAUGUUCGUAAUUUACCUGGGUUGGCUUCAAAUCGUCUUCCCUCAAAUUGGACAGCUUGUGCAAAUUGAUCUGCCAUUGAAGCAAAAAUCAUACUUCUCUAGACUUAUAUUUAAAUGGCAAUAAAGUAAUAAGCAGGAUGUAUUGUUAGUAAUAUGCGUCUACAAUGUGUAUUUGACUUGAAUUUUGAGUGAUAUUAAGGUUGUGAUCAAGAUUUGAUAUUUUUGUGCAAGUAAACGUUAUAUAAACCAUAUGACUUUAACCGUA
Molecule: messenger RNA, 2775 nt
Organism: Erigeron canadensis
Lineage: Eukaryota; Viridiplantae; Streptophyta; Magnoliopsida; Asterales; Asteraceae
Product: mechanosensitive ion channel protein 6-like
Exons: 5
Coding region: 123-2579 (818 amino acids)
Biological process (GO): transmembrane transport; monoatomic anion transport
Cellular component (GO): plasma membrane
Molecular function (GO): mechanosensitive monoatomic ion channel activity
Source: RefSeq, a predicted model, not a curated record